Messenger RNA from Paramecium pentaurelia, 12179 nucleotides. The record is from the annotation of a GenBank genome assembly. Lineage: Eukaryota; Ciliophora; Oligohymenophorea; Peniculida; Parameciidae.
AUGCGAAUACCCUAAGCUUAUUUUGAGAGCAUGGUUAGAAGAUAUAAGAAAUCUAAAUAUGUGGAUUCAACUGAUUACUCUUGGAUUGAAACAACCAAGAAGCCUUUUGUCGAAAGAAUUUAAGAUUUUGCAUAAUGCAAACAAUUGUAGAAUCCCAUGUAUACACGCAUCAUUUGUGAAACAAUUGACACAAUAUUUAAAGCAGCAGUAGCUUUAUUUCAAGACCAAGACCAAACCCUCUGCAUUUAAUUGCUGGGUGAAUCUGAUUCUAUUUAAAUUUGGGAUUUGUGUUUAUAGUGUUGUGAUUACAUAAUCAAAUCAGCAAAUUAAAAAAUAAGUAUUUCAAUUUAAAUAAUUUAAAGUUGAUAUGUUUUUUAGUUAUGAAUAUAUUUUGACACUAAUAUUUCACAAUCCAGAUUAUGAAAUAUAAAAAAUAUAUAAAUUAGUGUAAUGCAUGUAAUAUUUGAUUGAAUCAAUGAAUUCAUCCAAAUAUUGUAAAUUUAAAAGUAAUUAAUUAAAUUAUAUAUCAUAGUUGAGUAAUUUGAGAGAAUCUUUAUAAGAUUCAUGUAUAUUAAUGCAUUUUUUUAAAAGAAUAUCUACAAUUUGUCAGAUUAAGAAUAUUAAGAAUUGUUUUAAUAUACAAUUGAUAAUUAUAAUCUCAAAAUAACUAUGCCAAAUGAAGAUAUGAAUAAUUAUCAAAGAUAUUUGGAAAUGAGCAAUCUCAGAAAAAUACUAAAGUCUCCACCUAUUAUUUUAGAUAUUCCUUUUGAUUAAUCUAAAAAUCCAUUAGAUUAAAGUUAAUAGAUUGCAACAGAAAUUAAAGUCUAAAAAGAUAGUAUUCUAUUUGAUUAAAUCUAUAUUCGAUUACUAUGUUAAUAUUCUAAUGAUGAACAAUUAUUAUAGAAGAUGUUCAUAAGUAAUUACAUAUUUCAUUUUAAAUGUACAUUCUCAGAAUUACAAUUAAUUAAUCCUAAAUUUAUGACAGAUAUUAACAAUAGAUUAAUAGAUUAAAAGGACUUUUUAUUUUUAUUAAUAAGGAUGAUUGCUAGCAAAAAGGAUGAAUAUUUAGAAGAUACAUUAGUAGAGAGUCUCAAAUUCAUUAAAUCAAAGCAAAUUUAAUUAUAUGAGCAUAAUACAUUCUUAGAUAAAUUGUGGUUAUUUGAAUUAUAAGGAAUUUAAGACACAUUAAUUUGGUGGAAGAAAGAACUCUAAAUAACUGAAGGGUAUUUCUAUGAUAAUAGAAUGAAUUUAAAUGUUAAAUUUUAAUAAUUGUUCUUUUAAUAAUUAUGUGAUCAAUAAUUUACUUAGAUAUUCAAGAAAUAACCAAAUUAUACAUAAUGGAAUUUUAUAAUUAUUUAAAUCAUUAGAAAAUCAUUUGGAUAAGAUGGAGAAACUAAAUUACCAUAUUAUAUUUUAAAUCCAAUCUUAAGUUAUUGUGUUAAUCUCAUUAUUGAAUUACCAGGCAAUAAUUAAAAUUAAUAAUUAGAUUAUUAAUUAGAAAGUUAAAUAAUUUAGGGAUUAAUAGAAAUUCUUAAGUAUUGUAAUAAGAAAUCCUAAAUUCAAUUAUAAAUAAGAGCAUUUCAAUUAUUAAAUUAAUUGGUUACAUACUAUAAAUAAGAAUUUGAUUAAGUGUAGAUAUAAAAUGCUUAAUCUGAAUUUUUGAUGCCAGUUCCUGAAAGAUAUCAUAAAUUGCUUACAGAAAUCUGGUCUAACAAGAUUUUAGAAGAUACACUACAUUCUGCUGAACUAAAUGAAACAUUAUACACUUAUUUGAUUACUUAAUUAGCCAUAACAAUGGGAGAGAAUCCUGCUAGAGUAAGAUAAUUCUGUGAAAACAAUAGUUUAUAAUAUUUAAUCAAUAGAAUAUUUGAUUUAUUAAAGAUAUGCUCAAGAGCAUCUCCAUUAAUAGUAACAAUUAUAAAUUUGUUAAUUGCAAUCAGUACAAAUGAAUAAGCAAUAUCAUUAUCAUAGUCAUCAAAUAAUAAUGAAGAUAAAUAAGAAAAAGAUAAUUUAAUUAAAAGAGUCUUUGUAAAAUGUUAUUUGCCAUCAACUGAACUAUUAAAUGAUCCAUCAGUGAGUGAUGAUUUUGCAAAGAAGAUUAUUAUGCUAUAUAGUUAAAGUGUAUUGGCAAAAAAAUAAAUAGAGAAGGUGAUAGAGAAUACAUUUGUUCAGAUUUCAUAAUUAGUAGAUUUAAGUAAAGAUAAAAUAGAGGAAAUAGUUAGUAAUUAAGAUAAAUUACAAUCUUUUUAUAGUUCUUCAAAAAGCUUGUAAGCAUUAUUACAAUUAUUUAUGCAAUUACAGCCAGAGAGGAAAUCAUCAUAUCGAUCAUUUCAAGGAUACGAAGAGUUAUAAUUAGAAGAAGCUUAAAGAUAAAAGGAUAUUUUAUUUAACUCUCUUUUAAAGAAUUAAAAAUUUGUAGAAGCAUUGGAGAAGAUUAUAAUGAGUCCAAUACUGAUAGGUAGUAAAAAUAAGGAUAGAUAUGUCGAACAUUAUGUUGGUAUUUUAUGUAAGAAAACAAAAUUGAAUCCUUAUACUUCUUUAUGGAAGGAAUUAGAUUUAAUCUCUUAAAAUUAUAUGGUUAUAGGUGAUUAAAAGAUUAUAGAUAUUGGGAAAUUAGUUGAUUAUGAUGCUUUGUCUAUCCAUAUGAGUGACAAAUAUUUUUUUAGAAAAAUAAUCAAACAUAUAUCUCCUUAAACUUAUAGAGGAUUUUAUAUACUAAGUCGUUUCCACUUGAUUCAUUAUUUAAUUAAGAUGUGUAUUAAUUAGGGUGUACCAUAAAAUUAAGAUAGUCAUUUAAUGAUUUCUUAAUUAUUAGAAAUCUAUUAUCUAUCUUCAUAACAUGCAGGUUUUCAUGAAUCCAUAAUGAUGUUUAUGUCUGCUAAAUAAUAGAUUCAGAAAAAUUAGACUAGUUAUGAUGAAGACUCUUAAAUAAGGAGAAGGAUUAGUAAGGAUAAUUUGAUACCAUUGUAAUCAUCAUGUUUGGAUUUGAUUAGUAAAUUAUAAACACAAGUUGAAUAGAAAGACUUUGUGAUUAAGAAAUAUGGAGAAAUAACUUAAUUAUUCUUCUCGAAUUUUUAAGAAAAGUGUCAAUAACUUAAAUAAGCUCAAGGAAUAUAAAUUAUAUCUAUUGUAACUUAUUUGUAAGAUAUGUUAAAAUCAUUCAAAUUUCUCUAAAAUUUAUUUUUGAAUUUAGAACAAUAAUAUUAACCAUUAUAAUUUGCUGUAAUCUGUUUCUAGAACAGUAAUUUCUUUUUGUAAUUGAUUGAGAUUAUAUAACAUUUGGAUAGUAUCUAAAGAUAAUAAUAAUUUAAUGGUACAAAAGAAUAAGAGAUUAUAAGAAAGAUUUUGCCAGGAUUUAUAGAAGCUAUACAUUAACAUAUAGAUAAUAUUAUUAAAUUAUUAAUUUUUAAGAAGAUUGUUAUAGACAAGAUAUAAUUAUCAGAUUAAUUAAUUUAAGAUAAUUAAUAAUUAGAUAUUGUAUGUAAUGAAAUUUUUGUAGCUUAAGCAUCAAUACUUAAUUAAAUGAUUGAUCUAUUACUCUAUAAUAAUUGUGAAGGUAAUUUAAAGACUUUAUUAGAACAAUUAAUAUAAAAGUUUUAUUCAAUUAAAGAUUUUUAAGUAUAAGAGAUGAGAAAGAUAGCUGGAACUGAAACAAAAGAAUAAUAACUAAUUGGAAAUAAAGAUAUUAAUUAAAUUUUAACUGGAAAUGAUAUACAAUAAGAAUAGAAAAAAUCAUUAUUUGAUAGACCUGAAAUCAAAGCUAUUAUAAAUGAUUUAUGUGAUAUGGGAUUCAAAUAAUAAUUAAUCAAAAAAGCUAUAUAAAGAAUUGAAAUUCCUGAACCUACUAUGAUAAUUGACAUGUUGAUUAAUGAGAGAAUUUCUGAUGAUGAAGAAGAAUAAGAAGAAGCUUUUGAUUAAAUGUUAAAAAAUACUGAACAGAAUCAAGAAAUAUAAAAUUAAUAAGAUUAACAAAAAUUAAAGAUGGAAACUGAAAUAUAAAAAGAGCAAAAUGAAAUUUAAGUUUUGGAUUAAGAAUAAUUCAUGAAAAUUUUAAUAUAAAAUUUCCCAAAAGCUAAUACAUAAUAAAAUAUUUUGGAAAGAUUUUUAACCCUAAUUAAUGAUUUUUAAUAAAAAUUAGAUUCUAAUCUUAGUAAACAAUUAGAUUAAAAUUUGAAUAACCCAAAAUCGAAUGGUAAUUUAUUAGAAUAUUUAUUUACUAUUGCAAAGAAAUCAUAACAUAUAAAUAAGAUUAUAGAAUAUAUUUUUAUGAUCUUUUGUUCCUUAAAAUAAUAAGAUAAAUGUUCUUAAGAUUUAAAUGCUACAAUGAUUCAAUAUUAAAAAGCCUUAAAAUGGCUGAACUUAUUAUCAUAGAUUGCUCCUUAAGAACAUGAAAAAUUAUAUUAGAAUUUAGCUUUAAUAGAUCAAGAAUCAUAAUAAAAACAUGUACUUUCAUUUUAAUCAAUGAUUACAUUUGGUUUUGCAUUAUCUAAUGAUAUCUUUGAUUAAAUAAAAAAAAUUGGAUAAUUAGAAUUGCAUUAAUUAAAGCAACUCAAUAUAUCAGAAUUGACUUAUCAAGAAAUAUGUUAAUAAACAUAAACAAUAACUAAUAAUCUUAACAUAUUAUUUGAAAAUAAAUAAACUACAUUAAAAUUAUUUUGCAAAGAAUUAUUUGAAGCAUAAAAGUAUCUUACAAAGUUUUUCUUGAAUUUGUAAAAUAAACAUGAUUAAUUAAUUGAGAGAUAUUGGAGUUAAAUACUUAUAUAUUUAGAAUUCUUAAUUUAAGUUUGCACAAUUAAUCUAGAAUUACAAGAAUAGACAUAAGAAAUUUAUAGUUUCCUUGAUGAAUUAGAUACACAAAUUAAUAAUAAUUAAUAAUUAAAAUAAUAAAGGGAUUAAUCACAAAAUAUGAUUUAUUUGAGAUAACUUAUAUAAAGAAGAUUUAUUUUUGAUAAAUAAUUAAUUACAUAAUUAUUACAAUGUUUAAAUAAUUUUGGAUUGCAUAAUCAAAAUAAAUUGUUUAAUAUAUUAACAAAAAAUUAAUCAAAUAAAAAUUAAUCAUUAUUAGACACUCUGCUAGAAUUAAAAUUUUAUACUAGUCAUUUAGAAUAUGAGGAAUCUUAACCAGUAUUUCUUGAAAAUUUAAUUUAUCUAGUUGCAAUUGACAAUAAAACUACAUAUGAUUUAGUUUUCUAAAUUUUAAAAUAGGUAAUGCUUAAUGAACAUAUAGAUUGGCAUGCUUAAUAAUUAAAAAAUACUGAAGAUCUUAAUUAAAUACAAUUUCCUUAAAAAUUUAUUGAAUGUCCAUUAUAAUAUUUAUUAUAAUUUCAUCCUGUUUUAAUUAAUAACCCAAUCAUCUAUAAUUUGAUAAUAGAAUAAUAAGGCUUAUCAAUUACAGAUAAAUUUUCUGAAUUACAAAGGAUUCAUAAUCCUAAAUAACAAUUCCCUCAACCAACAGGAAAAUUAACAAAAGAAUAAGAAAGAUUAUUAAAAGAGAGAGAAAAAGAAUAAUAAAAUCAACCUUAGACAGAUAUUAUCAUUAGAUAUGAGAUUGAACAAUUAAUAGAGCCAUAAUUGAAUGAAAAUUUCAUUGAUUUAGUCAAUAUAAUUGCAUAAAAAACAAUAGAUAGAUUUUUUGAAGAGAAUUGUAUUCUGAUAGAAUAAAUAUUUAAAGUUUAAAUUAAUCAAUAUAAGGAUGAUAAUAGAAUUUAUCUUUAUGGUUGGGAUCAACUAUUGAGGAUAAUUGAAAUGCUCAUUAUUAAAAUUCCCUAAUUAGUAUUAUAUUUAAGAGAAUAUUAAUUCGUUUUACCAUCUCAAUUAAAUAUAGAUAAGAAAAAGAUUACUUUCAUAGAAUUUGUGAUUAAGUAUUUGACUUGGGUAGGUGGAGAUAAAUUAGCUAAUUUUAUGCACAAUUAUCUAAGCGACAUCAAUUUGUUAUCAUUUGGAUAUGGUAUAAAUAUUGCAUAAGAGGUUCUAUAACUAUUAUUGAAUGAAUUGUAUAUUGACAUGAAUUAGGAUUAGAUGAUAUAAAAAUAUUAUCAUAUCUUGCAAUUAUUAAUAUUAUUUACCUAGACAUUAACUAUGUAGAAUUGCUGUAUGAUAUUAACAGAUUAACGAUCAUAAUUAAAUAUAAUCCCUUAAUUAAUUGAUACAUUGAAUACUGUUAAAAAUUGUGAAAAUAAAUAAUUUGUUAAGAUAUAUCAAUAAACUAUAGCUAAAGUAUUAGAACCAUUCUUGCAAUCUUAAAUAUACUAUGAUCACAUUAAAUAAGGUAGGUAUGGUGAAGUGUUCAGAUUGUAAUAAAGCAUUACUGACGAUCCAUUUAAAUAUCAUUAUUUGCAUUGUCUUAAAAAUCAAUUGGUUUGUUAUACUUUGUAUCCCAAUUUUAAGAGUUCUACAGGAUCAGCACAACAUUUCAUUUCUCAUUCUUAAGUUUAAUAAACAUUAAAAGAUGAAAACUAAUAAGAAUUGAUUUGGCCACUCCAUUAAUCAAAGAAAAAUUAUAAUAAUUAAAGAUAGAAUAACUAGAAAUAAUAAGAAGAGGAUUUAAGUGAUUCUGAUUCAGAUUAAGAUAUUCUUUAAGUAGAUAAUAAUUAAAUCAAAUACAAAGUUAAUUAUUCUAAUAUCAAUUACUGGGGUUCUGAUUAUUAUUAUUAUGACAAUAAUGAUUUCAUGUCUAAAUACAGUAUGAAUCGAGAUGAUGACAGAAUGUAACGUGAUAAUUAGUAAAGCAUAUUUCCUUAAAAAGACCUUAAUAUCUUAUUUUGUAAAGUUGAUCCACUUAAUAUUAGUUUCAAUUUACCAAAAUUAUAAAUUACAAAAACAAACAUCUAAUAUAAUUCUAAUGAUUAUAAAUAGUCAAUCACUUCAAUAGUAGGAUUAUAUUAUAGUUCAAAUGAAUACUUUGAAAAUAAAAAGUCUUUGAUUUCUAAAUCUUAUGAAAAUCAACUCAAAAUCACAGUUGAAUUUAUUAAUUAGAUCAAUAGGAUAUUAUUAUCCACAAAUUAUUAUAGAAAUAAAUAGAAUGAUUCUAUCCAAUAAUAUCUCUCAUAUUAUUUAAAUGGAACACUCAAUAACCUAUAAGUUUAAACAAGUGUUUCUUGUUUCUAUUCUAAAUUUGGUUAACCUCCUAAUUAAUUAUAACAAGAUUACCAAGCAAAUUCAUUAUCAAUUAACAUCAAUGAAUCAAAAUAAUAAUAACAUAGAAUUUUAUGUCAAAUAUCUUGUAAUAUUCUAUAAAGUAGAGUAGUUUUGAAUGGGAUGCCAAAUGAUUUACAAGAUUAAAAUUUACUUAAAGGUAAGCUUUAGAGUUUAUUACACCCUGAAGAUAAUCUUAUAAUUCAACCAUUAAUCUUAUAAAUUCCAAAAAAUUAAAUAUUAUAACCUGAUCCAUAAAAAUUAUUCAUCUAUGAUAAUUUGUUUCUUGAAAUAUUCAUUAAUCUAAUUCAAGAUACAAAUAAUUUCCCAUAAUUUCCUUUUAAUUUAUUUAGAUAGAUUUGCAAAUGUUCUCGACUUGGAUUCAAAUUAUUAAUUUAGCUACUAUUAUUAUUUUAGGAAUAAAAAAACAAUUUAGAUUUAACUUUAAAAAUCUUGUAUCUUGUAAGUCAAAAAAUCCCAUCUACUAUUCUUAGAGAUUUACUAUCUGAAUAAUUAUAGGUGAGCCCUAUCUUAAAUAAAAGAGAGAAAGCUAAUCUUGCUAAAGUCUAAGAAAUAAAGGAACAAUUUGUCAUUGAAGAAGAAGAAAAUUUAGAAGAAUAACCUCAAGAUGAGGAUCCUGAGAAUCCACUAGUCUUUUUAAUUAAUUAACUUAAUACAUAUUGUGAAAAAAAUAUUUCAUUUAUGAAACUAUUUCAUAAUCCAGAAUCUUAUAUACCUUUAGAAAAAAGUAUAUUUUUUAUUUGAUAUUUUAGAUAUACUUUUAACUCCAUUAUUAGCAAACUAAACUGGAAUGCAUUUGUCUUACUUGAUUUAAAUUAUCAGAGGUUCAUUAAUCAUUAAUAGUGAAGAUCCAAAGGAUAAGAAUAAAAAGUAUGAUGAAGAUUAUUUUUUAAAAUUUUAAAGAAGAUAAGCCAAUAUUUUUACUAAUAAUAAUAAAGAAGAAUCUAAUCAUAAAUUAUUUGAUCUCGUCUCUCAACUCAAUAAACAUGAAUAAGACAUGAAUUUUGAAGAAAUGAUCUUCAAAACAUUUGGAGAUAGAUAUUCAGAUAAUUAAUAGGAUUAAUGGGAACCAUUAUCUUAUUUUAAUAAAUAGCCAUUUUCAUUUAGAUAAAAUGAAAUAUAGUAAUAGUAAUAAUAAUAAUAAUAAUAGUAGUAAUAAUAAUAGUAAUAAUAAUAAUAAUAAUAGUAGUAAUAAUAAUAAUAAUAAUAAUAAUAAUAAUAAUAAUAAUAAUAAUAAUAAUAAUAAUAAUAAUAAUAAUAAUAAUAAUAAUAAUAAUAAUAAUCGUAAUAAUAAUAAUAGUAAUAAUAAUAAAGAUUUACUAUAUAAAAUUCAUCCGUCUUUUCAAUACCCUAACCUGCAUAACCUUUAUUAUUUCAAACACUUCCAAAACAUGCUCUUCCUCCAAUACCAUCUAUAUCAUUGCUUUAGUAACAGCAUCAAUCAUUAUAAUAAUACCAAUAAUAACGUCAAAAUAAUUAGUAAAAUUCCCAAUAAUAGCCAGUAUCUCAGCAUCAGCAAGUUAAUUAAUUUUAUGAUAAGUUUUUUAAAAUUAAUGAUAAUUAAUAAGAUUAAUUUUAAUCAUAUCAAUAAUACUUUAAACAAUUUUAUGAUAAUAUUGUCUAAUAAAGAUUACCAUAAUAAGGUCAAGAAUAAUAAGAAUAAUAAUAGAAUGAAAUUUAAUAAUAAUAAAUUAUUAAAGAAUAAUAAUAAUAAUAAUAAUAAUAAUAAUAAUAAUAAUAAUAAUAAUAAUAAUAUCAAUUCUAAAAUGUACCUGAAGAGUUUGAUGAAUCAGAUUAAAAAUAACAAAAAAGAGAGAGAAAGGUAAGUGCAAAGAUAUCACAUGUAGAAAUAGAUAUAAUUACAGCAUUAUGUAAAAUUCUUAACAAUCAUCUACUUAGAGAUUGCAAUUCUACUGAAAUUAUUAAUAUACUCAAUACAUAUGCAAAUGAUAGAUUAAAAAUAGAACAUGCUAUAAAUGAAUUGACAAAAUACAUAAUAUAACAAUCUAAGAUAUUUAAUUUCGAAUUAGAUAGAAAAAGAAAAUAAAUUAGAGAAAUCACAAGUUAACUUGAAAAGGUAUCUGAGUAUGAUCCAGAAAGAUAAUAAUAAUUGUCACAAUAAGAAAAUGAAAUUAUCAAAGAACUAAAUUAAAAAACUCCCGACCCCAGUAUCAUUUAAAGAUGUUUUAUUGCAAUAACAGGAUUUUUGAAUCUUAAUUUUAGUAUAUCAGAUUAACAAAAAUAAUCUACUAAUAAACCAAGUUCAACAUAAACUAGAUAAUAAAUUUAAUUAGAUAAAAAGAAAUUUAAAUUAAAUUAGCAAGGGAAGUAAAUAGAUGAUACACAAGAAAUUGAUAUGUUAACUAAAAAAGAUAUUCGAAAAUAAUUCAUUAAUGUAUUAUAAACAAGAUAAACUCAUCAUUUAUGGCUUAAUGUUGUAGAAACAUUAUUAUUAAUUUUCAAUUGUAAAGGUCAUAAAUCAAUAGAGUUAUUAUAAAAAAAACUAUAUCCACUUUUAGAAUGUUUUCUAAGGCUUUAUUCAAAUGUACAUGAGGAUAUAAAUACUUCAGAUACCAUUUUAUAAGGUGCUGCUGAUCCAAACUUUUUUGAGCGUAAUACAAGUGGAUCUGCAACUAAUUCAUUAUAAUUUGGCUUAUUACAAACCUAGAAUAUUCAUUUGAAACGAUCAUUUUCCGCAGUUCGAAAUGAAAAUGAAAUGUAAAUGAAAAUAGAUGAGUUAUUCACUUAUCUUUGUAUUAAUGGUAAAAGUCUAAUAAAUCAUUUGAUAUCAUAAAGGCUUCAUUAGGUUACCAUAGAACAGAAAUAGAGCUAGAAUUCAAAUGUCAUUAAAUUAUUCAAAGAUACUGAUCCUUUGGCUUUUGUUUUCUUUAAAAUGAGCUAAAUAAUUUCUUUUGAGAAUAAAAAACACUUAUUUGAAUUAGAUUUAGAGACUAUCAAAAUAAGUGAAAGACCUAAUGCUCGAUCAAAAGGCAGAUAAAAUGACACUAUUGAAAUUAAUGUUGUUAGAGAAACAAGACUAUAAUAAUCUUUGGAAAAAGUUAUUAAUAUUGAUAAGACAAAGUUUAGAAAAUGUGAUAUAAAAAUUAGAUAUUAAGGAGAAAGAGGUUAAGAUGAAGGAGGUAUUAGAAAAGAGUGGAUGACUAAUCUUGUUAAGGAUAUCUUAUAAACAGAUAAAUUUGAAUUAACACCUAAAAGAUUUUACAAAAUUAAUCCAAAUAAAAAAGCUUAAGAAGACUUGAAUCAUUUUAAGCUAUUAGGUAAAAUAAUAGGUAAAAGUAUGUAUGAUGGAUUACUUUUACCAGUGUAUUUUAUUUCUCCUAUUUUUAAGCAAAUACUAUAGAAAAAGCCUAGCUUUGAUGAUCUUGAACAUUAUAAUGAAGGAUAUUAUGAUACUUUUAUUAAAUUUUUAAAUGAUGACACAUAAGUUUAAUAUAAAGAUUUAUUUGAAUUUUGGAUUCCAGAAGAGUAUGCAAAUCUAAUUGAAUAAAAUAAAAAGUUAAUCUUUGCUGAUCUACUUUAGGAUUAUAUAGAAAAGAAUCCUAUUGAGCUUAAAUAAGAAUCUGAACAAUAAUAAUAAUAAAAUUAGGAAUAAGAUUAAAUAAAAUAAUAAUAAUAAGAACAAGAAUAAUAAUAAGAACAAGAAUAAUAAUAAUAAUAAUAAUAAUAAUAAUAAUAAUAAUAAUAAUAAUAAUAAUAAUAAUAAUAAUAAUAAUAAUAAUAAAAACAAGAAUUAUAAUAAUAAGAACAAGAGUAAUAAUAAUAAUAAGAAUAAUAGUAAUAAUAAGAACAAGAAUAAUAGGAAUAAUACUAAAAAUCAACAUUUUUAGGUUUAGAAUAAUAAGAAUAUGAAUAAGAAAGAUUAUUUUAAUACUAAAAAUAUUUUUAAUUUGAAGAAGAAUUAAAGAAAGAAUAAUUAUUAACUUAAUAAUAAAAAUAGUAAUUAUUAGAUUAAUAUUUAAUUCCUGAAACAGAAAAACUACAAUUAAUUGCCCAGAAUACAUUAUAAUAAAAAUAAGAGGAAUUAUAGCAAUAAGAAGCAUAAUUAUUAGAGCUCAAUUUCGAAUAAUUUGAAUAAUAAUAGUUAUUAUUAUAUCUAUAAUUACAGUAAGAGCAAUAACUUUAAUCCUAACAACUUAUUGAAGAAGAAUAGGUAAGAAUUGAAUAACAAUAAAAAUAAUUGCAAUAAGAAAAUUAAGUAGAAUCAGAAAUUAUAGUACCACUCUUAAAAGUAUAGUCAGAUGUAAAAUAGAAAACUUAAAAAUUAGAAUUUAAAAUAUAGAAAUAAACUGAAGAUAUUACAGCUGAAGAUAUGGAAAAUAGAGAGAAGAAAAGACUUAUCAGAAAGAAUAAAAAAAAAUAGUUGAAUGAUGAAGUUUUAAAAUAUAUUAAAUUGUAAGACGUUUUUGAAAAAUAAACUUCUCUUGUAUCAAUAAAACAUAAAAGAUUAAUAUGUGAAUAUAUUAGCAAAAAGAUUAUGUUAGAGGAGAUCAAAACUUAAAUUUAAGCAUUGAGAGAUGGAUUUUUUGAUAUAUUACCAAAAGAGUUAUUCUCUUACAUGGAUUGGAGAGAUCUUUAAAAACUAAUUAUUGGAGUUCCUUCAGUAGAUGGUAAAUUAUUUUCAUAUUCAUUUUAGUUGAUGAUCUAUAAGCUAAUACUGAAUAUAUAAAUUAUGAUAAUAAUAACUAAACAGUCUUAUGGUUUUGGGAAGUUUUAACUACCUUAAGUGACUCAGAAAAGGCUGAUUUCUUAAUGUUUGCAACAGGAAGUCCUUUAGUUCCAUUUGGAGGAUUUAAGAAUUUAAGAGGUCCAAAUGGUCCAAGAAAGUUCUCUAUUUCAAAAGAUUUCAAUAAAGAACAUUUUAUAAAAGCUCAUGCAUGGUAUCAAUCUUAUAUAUAUUUAGCUUUAAUCGUAUUGAUUUGCCAGAAUAUCCUUCUAAAGAAAUAUUAAGAGAAAAAUUGCUAAAAUCCUUAAAAGACUCUGGUUCUGGAUUUGAUUUAAGUUGA